Molecule: messenger RNA, 669 nt
Organism: Phytophthora megakarya
Lineage: Eukaryota; Oomycota; Peronosporomycetes; Peronosporales; Peronosporaceae
Source: the annotation of a GenBank genome assembly
AUGGAUACUAUUCGCUGCGUAGUGAAGCCAAAAGAUGUUGAGUUUACCUUUGCGAUCCGACCAAAGACAGAAAAGGGGGCAAAUGAAGAGCAAGGCACUAUCAAGCUUGAUAGUUACCAGGAGAACCCUGCAUAUUCAAUCUUGUUGAAGCACCACGGGGUAUUCCAACAGAAAUUGCCUUCAUCAUUGCCAUCCAGAGAUCAUGGUGAGCAUCAGAUGGAGAUUGACACAUCUGAGGCAAUUUUUCGUCGACAGUGGAGACAGUCACCAGCACAAGAGCAGGUUAUUAGGGCUUUGAUAGAGGAGAUGCUUGCGGCAGGUCUGAUCCGACCCUCGCCUUCUCAGCAUGGCGCUCCUACAUUCUGCGUGAAAAAAGCAGUAGGGUGGCGAAUAGUGCACGACUAUCGAGCCAUGAAUUCACAUACAGUUCGUCGCACAUUACCAAUGCCACACAAGGACACAAUAAUAGAGAAAAUGCAAGGUUCUCAUUGGUAUUCCUGCAUGGACUUGUUAAGUGGAUACUACCAAUUCUGCAUGAGGGAUAGUGACGUACCAUUGACAGCGUUUCAAACUGCUGACGGAGCAUACGAAUAUCUCGUAUUACCGAUGGGUUUAUCCAAUGCGCCAGCGACGUUCAACACACGAAUUCAACGAACAAUAUCCAUCUAA